Exophiala viscosa is the source of this 1348-nucleotide messenger RNA. Its product is annotated as MC family mitochondrial carrier protein. The record is from RefSeq and is a predicted model, not a curated record. The coding region runs from base 186 to 1235 and encodes 349 amino acids. NCBI's taxonomy places the organism in Eukaryota, Fungi, Ascomycota, Eurotiomycetes, Chaetothyriales, Herpotrichiellaceae. Gene Ontology annotation, biological process: transport. The transcript has 2 exons. Gene Ontology annotation, cellular component: peroxisomal membrane. Gene Ontology annotation, molecular function: NAD transmembrane transporter activity; FMN transmembrane transporter activity; AMP transmembrane transporter activity.
CGUCCUCCAUUUCUCCGGUUUUCCCCUAGUUGGUGCACAUGCGUCAACAGCGGGCACCAGUGAUUGACUUCAUACAAAACCGUCUUUCUCCCUUCUUUUCUCCUUUGCUUACCUAGGUAGUUUCCUUCCAAUCUAGUAAUCCGACCUUAUCAACGACGCACUCGUACAACAUCUGCGCCGCCAUCAUGUCAUCACCAAAAGUCAUCGCGCCAACCCCUACAGAGGGCGACCUCGACAACUCUUCCUCCCAGUCGUCCGGUCCCGUCAAUAUCAUCCCUUCCCGCGAUGCUACCUCCACGACCACCGCUGCGCAACAGAGCGACAACAUUGCCCAUGCAUUGGCUGGCGCAGGCGGCGGUCUUCUUGCCAUGACCUUGACCUACCCUCUGAUCACCCUUUCGACGCGUGCGCAGGUCGAAUCUAAGCGAGCUGAUACAUCGACCCUUGCAGCCGUCAAGCACAUUCUCAACCGCGAAGGUGUCAGCGGACUUUAUGCAGGCCUCAGCAGCGCCUUGUUCGGUAUUUCCGUCACAAAUUUCGUCUAUUACUAUUGGUACGAAUGGACCAAGGCGUUCUUCGAGAAAGCAGCCAUUCAAUCUGGCCGUGCUAGCAAGAAGCUCACCACCAUCGAAAGUAUGAUUGCCGGUGCUAUCGCCGGAUCGGCAACAGUGAUGCUCACCAACCCCAUCUGGGUGGUCAACACCAGAAUGACAACUCGCAAGAACGAUGAGAGCGAGUUAGAGUUGCCCGGUGGUGAGAAAAAGCGCGUCAAGGCGCCCGGCACAAUCGCAACCCUAGUCAAAAUGAUUAAGGAGGACGGAGCAAGUGCCUUGUUCGCAGGCGUUCUGCCGGCCUUGGUGCUGGUAAUCAACCCAAUCCUGCAAUACACCUUUUAUGAGCAAUUGAAGAACAUCUUGGAGAAGCGGAAGAAGGUCGGACCCAAGGAUGCUUUCUACCUUGGUGCCCUCGGAAAAUUGUUGGCAACCAGCAUCACAUACCCAUACAUCACUGUCAAGUCUCGAGCCCAUGUGGCCACCAAGGAUCAGCCACAUGAGGGCAUGUUGAAGAGUCUGAAUAAGAUCGUCAAGGAGGAGGGCUGGGCUGGACUCUACAAGGGAAUCGCCCCCAAAGUCAGCCAGAGUGUUCUCACAGCGGCGUUCCUCUUCGCCUUCAAAGAUGUCUUGUAUGACAUGACCAUUGCCGCACGUCGGAGGGCCAGGGCCAUCAAGGCGUAAAUUUAGCCUCAAAAACAUCAUCGAACAAGGCUCAACCUAAGUGCGGUUGCUCGAUCGGAGAGUGACUGGAGGUCACUUUCGUUGAGGAAGGAGUUGGAUAUGGAAGAAUCCUU